Messenger RNA from Lobosporangium transversale, 1931 nucleotides. RefSeq lists its product as hypothetical. The coding region runs from base 64 to 1908 and encodes 614 amino acids. Lineage: Eukaryota; Fungi; Mortierellomycota; Mortierellomycetes; Mortierellales; Mortierellaceae. The record is from RefSeq and is a predicted model, not a curated record. Gene Ontology annotation, molecular function: protein binding. The transcript has a single exon.
UCUCACUUUGGCAACAAUCGACUGUCCUCCUCUUUCUUCAUAUCCGUCUUUGUAGGAAAAGAGAUGAACAUCGACGUUGAUCAGCCUUUCCCUGACAAAGCAGACUCUCUGCUCUCCGCCACUUCUAUACCCAUUCACCCGCUUCUCACUCCGCCUUUAGACAAUCUACAAGAUACCACAUUCCCCCUUAUUAGAUCAGACGAUGGCUCCGUCAUCAAAACUACUGUCAGUGCUGCUGCUAAUGCCACUACAACCUCAGCGUCAACACAUUUAUUCCCUGUUAAGGUCGCUCUUUUACCUAACAAAGGUCGCUCCUAUAUUGCCACUCGGAAAAUCCUUCCAAAUGAACUCGUUUUUGUUGCAGAGGCAUAUGGCACCACUAUGUGUGAUCCCUGGCUAGAUUGUGGGGUCUGUCACUACUGCUGGACGUCUAUUCGUCAUAACAAGGCGCAGAUCCGGUUGUCCAGCAGCGGAACCAGCAGUAGAGUCGCAAAAAAACAUGGCGCUGUGAUGGUGUUUUGUGACGAAACAUGCUUACAGUUAUAUGGGCCAGAAACGGCUAGAAUGAUAUGUCGAGUAGAGCAAAAAGUUCGUAGGACAUGGAGUGAUACGAUUGCAAGGCACUGGAAGCUGGUGUGGAAACCCAUACAGCCACUACAGCAACAACAAGAGAAGGAAGGGGCUGCUACUGUUACUUCUAGUACAACGACAGUGCCAAUAUUAGCUACGCCUACAAUGCUAUUGCAUUAUCCAGGCUUGAUCCAACAGGCGCUUUUGUUGGCAAAUACCAGAACUGCUGUUUUAAAUCUAAAGGAUCAAGAUUUGAAAUGCUUCUUAGAUUGUAUCUGGAACGCUUUGGAUAGUCUUAUUGAUGAACAGGAGUCCAUUAUCAGUACUAGUGGGCAAGACAAAGGCGGGCGCAAGGGUAAAAAACUACUGGCUCGGUCUCCAACGCAAAUUGAAGCACUAUUUCCUAAGCUUGCUGCUUGUCUUUUAGGAGGGAACAAUCCAACACUUACAAUUGCUUCAAAGACCUCGGAUGAUGACUGCGAGAUCAUUCGAUUAAUUGCGGAUGUGCUUUUUCGACGGCAGCAAGAUAUGAGAGUACAACAAAAAUUGACUGUAGCUAUUAGCUCGGAGCAGCAGCAGCAACAACCAGCAAGCAUUCCUGGAGAGCCAGCAACAUUUGUAGACUAUUGUGCGAUGCAAUCAAACGAACUUGUUCUGUUGCGCCAACAGCUUAGCCUCAACGUGAGUGAGCACAGUAAUAUUGACGACGAAGACGGUAACCAACAACUCGUAGAUUCAGAGGCGUCUGAACAACCGACAAAACUUAAAUAUAGCCAUAACAACCAUAUGGCCUCAUGGCAUCAUUUAAUGUCAAUUCUGCCCACACAUCUUCUGAACUGUUUUUACAUCUAUAUGCGUCUCCGCGACGCUUUCCUACUUCUCAAACUCGAAGAUCAAAAGAAUCAACCAUAUGCAGAUAAUGAGAGUGAAGAUGGCAAUAGCAAUUCUAACGACAAUGACAGCGACGAGAAUUAUGACAAUCCCGAAAGCAACAAGUUCACAAUUAACAGCAUGCUCUUUCGCACUAUCCUAUUUGCAGAGGUCGCCAACUCUUUUGGUAUCCGUAAUUUAUCAGAUGAACUGCAAGGUUUCGCUGUGUUCCCUAAGGCCUGCUUCUUUAACCACUCGUGUCGACCCAACAUCGAGAAGAAGAGACGUCAGGGCAAUCGCGCAAGACAGAUGGAAUACUGGAGCACUUGCGUGAUUGAGGAAGGAGAGGAGUGCUGUAUCAGCUAUGGCGAUAUCUCGGAAGGGAGACAGGAACGUCAGGCUCGAUUAGAAAGCAUGUACUUCUUUAAGUGCUCAUGCUCUAGAUGUGUGGAAGAGACAGAGGCAUAAAAGUAUCUCCUCUAAUUUUAAAU